AUGAUGACAAACCAGAAGGACAUUCUAUCUUUCUUCUUCAUUCUUUCGUUGGCCGGGCUUGGGAGUAUCCAGCUUUCAAUGGCAAAGGAGGUGAUACGAAUACCAGUUGGGGUAGUUCUUGACUUGAAUUCCUCUGUUGGUGCGAUUGCAGAGAGCUGUAUGACCAUGGCACUCUCAGAUUUUUAUGCUAAGCAUGCUCAUUAUCGAACAAGGCUUGAUCUUCGCACCCGCGAUUCAGCGGAUGAUAUUGUUACUGCAGCAUCUGAAGCCGGGUAUAUGAUGAAGAUAGAAAAAGUGCAGGCCAUCAUUGGACCUCAAAGGUCAGCAGAAGCGAAGUUUGUGAUGGAGCUUGGCAGAAAGGCUAAGGUUCCCAUCAUUUCAUUCUCUGCCACCAGUCCCUCUCUUUCUCCAUCUCGUAGCCCUUUUUUUGUCCGGACGGCCUUCGAUGACUCUGCUCAAGUAAAAGCCAUAGCUGCCGUCAUUGAAGCUUAUAGCUGGUUGGAAGUUGUUCUCGUCUAUGAAGACACCGAUUAUGGCAACGGUUUAAUUCCGUAUCUGGUGGACGCUAUACAGGAGGUUGGUGCUCGAGUACCUUACAGAAGUGUCAUUCCUCCAUCUUCUAAUGAUGCUGAAAUUCUAAGGGAGCUUCGCAGGUUAAACUCAAAUUCAACUAGAAUAUUUCUGGUGCAUAUGACUGCCUCCCUUGGGUCCAAAUUCUUUAUACUAGCAAAUAAGGCAGGUAUGAUGAGUGAAGGGUAUGCCUGGAUUGUCACCGAAGGGUUAUCAACUUUUUUAGAUCCUGUGAAUUCGACAACCAUGGAUUCAAUGGAAGGUGUGUUGGGAGUAAGGCCAAAUAUCCCAAUGACAAAAGAUCUUGAAGACUUUCAGUCAAGAUGGAAACAACCAAACAAGAUGACAGCAGGCCUAAACCUCUUUGGAUUAUGGGCAUAUGAUACAGUUUGGGCACUUGCAAUGGCGGUGGAGAAAGUGGGAACAACAAGUUCUAGCUCUAUGAAGCAUAACACAAGUAGAGUCGUCAAUCUUGCAAGCUUGGAAACCAGUAACAUGGGUAAAGAUCUUCUUGAAACAAUCCCAAGUUCAAAAUUUCAAAGCCUAAGUGGGAAUUUCCAGUUGGUCAAGAGACAGUUAGAACCUUCAACCUUUGAGAUAUUCAAUGUGAUUGGCAAUAAAGAAAGGAUUAUUGGAUAUUGGAUUGACAAACAAAAAGGGCUGUCAAGGCAGCUCAAGUAUGACAAUAGUGAAGCAGAAAAAUCUGAUGUAAAGAGAAGACUCAAGCAACCAAUUUGGCCAGGGACACUACAGACCAACCUGCAACAAAGAAACUGA
Molecule: messenger RNA, 1347 nt
Organism: Prunus mume (Japanese apricot)
Lineage: Eukaryota; Viridiplantae; Streptophyta; Magnoliopsida; Rosales; Rosaceae
Source: RefSeq, a predicted model, not a curated record